This is a messenger RNA of Colletes gigas, 2741 nucleotides long. It is a transcript of the gene meigo, whose product is annotated as solute carrier family 35 member B1. The transcript is spliced from 2 exons. Gene Ontology annotation, biological process: UDP-galactose transmembrane transport. Gene Ontology annotation, molecular function: UDP-galactose transmembrane transporter activity; UDP-glucose transmembrane transporter activity. NCBI's taxonomy places the organism in Eukaryota, Metazoa, Arthropoda, Insecta, Hymenoptera, Colletidae. The record is from RefSeq and is a predicted model, not a curated record. Bases 166 to 1131 code for a protein of 321 amino acids. Gene Ontology annotation, cellular component: Golgi membrane; endoplasmic reticulum membrane.
GAUUCGCGUGGAACAUAACCUAUCAUUAAGUGCCACGUACCAUACGCGCGCAAUAUUCAUUUAGAAUGUUUUUGUUUCCGGUGUGAUAUUCGGCCCACGAACGGAACGGUAUUGUAACAGAAAAGAUCCGUGACCAGUUUAACAUAUUACGCGUACACGAUCACAAUGGCUUUUUCAAGACGUUUCAAACUGUUGUUCUGUGCUCUCGGUAUUUUCGUAUGUUACUUCCACUUUGGCAUGUUACAAGAAAAAAUCACCCAAGGACAGUAUGGGGACGAAAAGAAUAGUGAAAAAUUCACUUACAUGUUCACUUUAGUCUUUUGGCAAUGUUCAGUCAACUAUUUGUUCGCUAAGACUAGUUUAUUGACAGUCAUGAAGCAGGGCGAAGAUAGUACUCCGAAAACAUAUUACGCGAUAUCCUCACUCACGUAUUUACUGGCUAUGGUUUGCAGUAACAUGGCUUUACAGUUUGUCAGUUACCCGACACAAAUAAUUGGGAAAACCGGCAAACCAAUUCCUGUGAUGAUACUUGGAGUACUACUAGGGAAGAAGGUUUACCCAGUUAGGAAGUACUUAUUUGUCUUCUUAGUCGUCAUUGGCAUAAGUUUGUUCAUAUACAAAGACGGUGGCAUGUCAAAGAAGCAACCAGAGGGGCAAAUGGCAUUCGGAGAACUGUUGUUGUUACUGUCGUUAACAAUGGAUGGUUUAACUUGUGCUGUACAAGAACGAAUGAGGUCGGAACAUAAUUCCAAGUCUGGCCAUAUGAUGCUGAAUAUGAAUGGUUGGUCCGCAAUAUUCAGUGGUGCUGUCAUCCUACUAUCCGGAGAAUUUUUUGAAUUUAUCCAGUUCCUACAGAGACACCCAUCAACCGUAUGGUUGAUAACCACUUUCUCUAUAGCAGGUGCAUUCGGACAGUACUUCAUAUUCCUGACUAUCGCGGACUUUGGCCCGUUACCGUGCUCGAUUAUAACCACAACUAGAAAAUUCUUUACGGUACUAGGUUCGAUACUAAUUUUUGGCAAUACUUUGACCUAUAGACAGUGGCUAGGUACGUUCAUCGUGUUCUCAGGAUUGCUUCUAGAUGCGUUGCAUAGUAUAGACAAGUCCUCCAAGAAAAACGUAGUGAAGUAAGGAACGAAACGUGCGUGCUAACACAUGGGAUCGUGAAUCGUCAAGCUAUAGCACAAUUUUAUAUUCUGAUACGUGUACAAAGCAUUAUGUACGGUGGCGCGAUCACGAUUGUUGUAAGAUACGAUAAGAAAUCAACUUGUUGGUAUUCCGUAUUUUGUUUCGUGCAUAGAAUUUCGGGAAAAAUUUUAUGAACAUUACAUUUUACAAUGUAAUACGUCUGCGCGUACCUGUAUGUGUAUGUAUGCGUGUACAUUUAUGGAAGGCAUGCACGUAUACAGAUAGAGGUAAAAUACGUUACCUGUGAAUUUACUCGAUUUCUAAAAAAAUUUUUUUUUUUUUUUUUUUUUUUACCGUAUCCUGCCAUGAACAGUGUCAAGAAGCAUGAUUUAUCAUGAAAUUCCACAAACGUUAUCGUGAGCUGCGGCUUACGUGGUAUGAAUGAAUAAACGAAUGGAAAACGAGUGAAAAGAAUACAAUUAUUUUGUACGCGAUCGAGUGCAAUUAUUAUUUUUUAAACGCGUGAACGAUUUUUUUUAUCGCCUUCCUUUUUCUUCCGUUGGAUACUGUCGACGUGCGUGCGGCGUUUGGCGCACGAACGGAUAAUUGUCGGAACGAGUCGCGGAGCAAACUGCAAACGACACGAUCCGAACACUCUGUUAAUUGCGAACUGUGCGAUAGCAACGCGUAAAAUAUUUUUCAAAAUUGGAUUUCGCUAUUGUUAUCAACGAUGGUCAAGCAGAUAAUAACGACGCACGAAUGGCCGUUUGGUAGGGAGCGUAAUCAGUGGAAUGUACUAUAACUGCGCAAACUGCUACCCAAGAAGUAGUUUAACGUAUUUCAGUAAAGAAGCCGCAUCGAAGGCCGAUGUUUCGUGAAACACAAUCUGAAGUACGAUUGCGGAAUGAAUAUACGGUUUUCCAGAUGUUGCGCGUGGAUCGUUGUGUUAUCUGUGUGCUUCCCGGGUACUUGCGCGCUUCUCGGGAACGGUGAGUGCUGAACUCCGUCAAUUUAUACAACAUUUGUGUAUACAUAUAUAAUAUGUAUGUAUGUAUAUAUGCGUGUAUAUAUUCAUAUUUAAAAUUAUUUUGUACCUUGUUCUUAUUCCUUGCCCCCGUCGUUAAUUAAUCGUCGCGACAAACAGGUAACGAUGCAAAGGUGUACUUACGGCCAGUGUAACGAUUCAGAACAACGGGUUUUUGGCGCGCUCGUUCACCUUCUAUACGUCGUAAUAAUUUUAUAAUAUUGAAACACAGUACGCCUAAAAUACUGAACAGUCUGCCCACCUGAAUCGUUUAUUUUAACGGAAGUUAUUUGAUUUCAAUAGCGCGGCAGCGUCUUUUUAGCUUUACGUGGAAUUAUCGUGGACAUUUUAAGGUCAUUAAUUUUUAAGUGGAAAGAUAUGUGUUUAUUUACCGUCUGAUAGAGGCUUGCUAAACGAAUGAUUCAAUGGUCGUGUAAUUAUAUAUCCUAUACGACUUUGUUUCCAAGUUACAUUUUUAUUAUUUGUAACGUUACAUAGUUAUUCGACUAUUUUUACAGAAAUUGUUCAAAGUAGACGCCCUUGGCUCGAACGAAGACUUCUGAACGUCUUAUCGUAAACCUUAACCGUU